Messenger RNA from Mycena indigotica, 1026 nucleotides. RefSeq lists its product as uncharacterized. The record is from RefSeq and is a predicted model, not a curated record. The transcript has 4 exons. Lineage: Eukaryota; Fungi; Basidiomycota; Agaricomycetes; Agaricales; Mycenaceae. The coding region runs from base 1 to 1026 and encodes 341 amino acids.
AUGUCCGACCCACUUCAGCCAUGGAAAGUCCGCGUAAUGAGGCCGGGCUCAAGCUGCUAUGACAUCCUCAGCAAGGAUAGCGACCCAUUUCUUUUCCAGAUGUUGAACAAUCUGCGCUACUGUCUGUUGGUCGAUGCACCUGGUCUCCAGUGUCUCGCCCACUUUACCCUGAAGCACAACCGCCGUCCGAAUCCUCGCUCGCUGAACACCAGGGUCCGUCAGAUCACGCAAGUGCUGGGCCAGUCUCCCCCUCUGAUUCAAAUCGUCGAGUUGACAACGGCGUUUGCCUCUGUUGAGCGACCAUGCGUCGACGGCAUCCCAUUCUUGGCGCGCCCGGCAACAGAACGACGUGCGAUGAUUUCUAUAAAGGUUUCCUAUAAUCUCUACCACCAAUUCCGCCUUCUUCAUCAUUCGACCCACCCAUCCGCCAGGGCCCAGUGCUUGAUGCUCUGCUUCUUCAUUCUCCGGGUUUUGCUCCACGAGCUUGCUCAGGUCAUGCGGUCCCUGUUUCACAAUGAGUCCUGCUUGGACAGGCAAAUCUCUGACAAUCUGUUUACCUUCACGUCUCGGGAGGGGGGAGGGUUAACAGGCUCAGCAUUCCGCGGAGAGGAUAUCACUGGAAUGACCGUAGAGGUUCGACGCGGGGUCAAACAUUACAUUGAUUUCGGGCGAGUCGAUCUGCUGAUGCACUUAGCAAGUGCCGAAUGGUCCGACUUGUCGCUCAAGCUCCGAGUCGCUGCUAGUAGCCUCCCCCGGGAUGUCCCGUUCUCUGCUCAGCCCUCCCUCCGUGCCGGCGGCAUUCACGACAACUGUCCCGAUUGUGAUGAGACAGAGGAUGAAGCCCCCUCUCCAGACAUCGAGGAUGAAGCAGAAGAUGAACAGCUUGCAAUGGCAUUGCUGGAAUUGGGACUAGAUGACGAGGACGAGGACGAGGACGACUCGGACUCAGACACGUCUUUUUCAAGUUCGGAAGAUGAGGGCCCCGGUCCAUUUGGUUAUCAUCUACGCCGCAUCUGUGGAACCUAG